Messenger RNA from Amaranthus tricolor (Joseph's coat), 645 nucleotides. RefSeq lists its product as uncharacterized. Bases 1 to 645 code for a protein of 214 amino acids. NCBI's taxonomy places the organism in Eukaryota, Viridiplantae, Streptophyta, Magnoliopsida, Caryophyllales, Amaranthaceae. The record is from RefSeq and is a predicted model, not a curated record. The transcript is spliced from 2 exons.
AUGGAAAUCGUGGCAAUGCGGGUCAGAGGUUUCAGCGACCUUUUUAAUGGGGGACAAGGCCGGAUAAAUGGAAACCGGGUUGAAGAGUCUGAAAUGCAUCGUGGGGGCAAUCAAGUGGGAGGAAUGAAUGCACAGCCGGCUAAUGGAAGAGUAUCUGCGGUCAGUGCAAGAGAAAUUGAUCAGGCAACGGAUGUGGUUACAAAUACGUUCGCCAAUCAUUCUAUGGCUGUGAAUGUAUUAUUUGAUUUGGGAGCUACAUGUUCUUUUCUUGCAAAGAGUAAAGUAAAAGCAUUAAAUUUAGGAACUUUUGAAAAUGUUUCUUAUACGGUAGCUGUCCCAUCGGGAAAAAAAAAAUUAUACAGUUGUGAUAGACUGUAUAAAGAUGUACCCUUGAAGAUAGAAAAAGUUGUCUUUCCAAGUGACUUGUAUUUGUUAGAUAUGGAAGGCUUAAAGCCAGGGGGGAAGAAGGAGGAGGAUCCCAAGGAUAUUGCUGUAGUGAAUGAAUUUUUGGAUGUUUUUUUUUCUGACGAGAUUCCCGGUAUGCCACCUCAACGGGAGAUUGACUUCACGAUAGACUUGGUACCUGGGACUGGACCGAUUUCUAAGGCCCCUUAUCGUAUAGCUCGAAGGAGAUGGAGGAAUUGA